AUGUAUGCUCAUGCAUCGACAGACCACAACAAGGUUCACAGCGCCAUAUUCCACACGGAACAUUUGGGUCUGCGUUUCGCAGAUUCUAAGUGGGCAGUUUGCAUGUCUCGUGAGAACAGCCCGCCCUCGCCCGCCUCCCCCACUGACUCCGACUACCAGUUCGCUCAACACGUGGGAGGACUCGACUAUUUCACACAACAGCCUGACCUCAAGACUCCCACCUCUACAAUCACCCACAAGGUGACCACACGAGCGAACACAAGCCAAGAAACCCCAUUUGACUUUUGCUUUAAGUUCUACAACAUAUAA
Molecule: messenger RNA, 309 nt
Organism: Penicillium mononematosum
Lineage: Eukaryota; Fungi; Ascomycota; Eurotiomycetes; Eurotiales; Aspergillaceae
Exons: 1
Coding region: 1-309 (102 amino acids)
Source: RefSeq, a predicted model, not a curated record